Molecule: messenger RNA, 663 nt
Organism: Westerdykella ornata
Lineage: Eukaryota; Fungi; Ascomycota; Dothideomycetes; Pleosporales; Sporormiaceae
Product: Rho GTPase Rho1
Exons: 5
Coding region: 1-663 (220 amino acids)
Biological process (GO): small GTPase-mediated signal transduction
Molecular function (GO): GTPase activity; GTP binding
Source: RefSeq, a predicted model, not a curated record
AUGGCGGAGAUCCGUCGCAAGCUCGUCAUUGUCGGCGACGGCGCCUGUGGAAAGACCUGUCUGCUCAUUGUCUUCUCCAAGGGCACCUUCCCUGAGCCUGCCCAUCUCCGCACCCCUCCCGCUCGCCGUCGCUCAUCGACUUCUUUGAUCCUCUUGCUGACAUGGCUAUUUCUGCAGGUCUACGUCCCUACCGUCUUUGAAAACUACGUCGCCGAUGUCGAGGUUGAUGGUAAACACGUCGAACUCGCCCUCUGGGAUACCGCCGGCCAGGAAGACUACGACCGUCUCCGGCCACUUUCCUACCCUGACUCCCACGUCAUCUUGAUCUGCUUUGCCAUCGACUCGCCCGACUCGCUGGACAACGUUCAGGAGAAGUGGAUCUCCGAAGUCCUGCACUUCUGCCAGGGCCUUCCCAUCAUCCUCGUCGGCUGCAAGAAGGAUCUCCGCUACGACCCCAAGACCAUUGAGGAACUGCAGAAGACCUCGCAGAAGCCCGUGACUCCUGAACAGGCCGAGGAAGUCCGCAAGAAGAUCGGUGCCCAGAAAUACCUCGAGUGCUCGGCCAAGACGAACGAGGGCGUGCGGGAGGUGUUUGAGCAUGCCACGCGCGCCGCACUCCUCACGCGAACGACCAAGAGCAAGAAGAAGUGCAGGAUCUUGUAG